Magnolia sinica is the source of this 2628-nucleotide messenger RNA. Its product is annotated as putative wall-associated receptor kinase-like 16. The coding region runs from base 33 to 2252 and encodes 739 amino acids. Gene Ontology annotation, biological process: protein phosphorylation; cell surface receptor signaling pathway. The transcript has 3 exons. The record is from RefSeq and is a predicted model, not a curated record. Gene Ontology annotation, molecular function: calcium ion binding; polysaccharide binding; ATP binding. Gene Ontology annotation, cellular component: plasma membrane. Lineage: Eukaryota; Viridiplantae; Streptophyta; Magnoliopsida; Magnoliales; Magnoliaceae.
CCUACUCUCCACAGAUACAUUUUUAGAGAGAGAUGGCUUUGUAUUUGUUGCUUCAGAUCUUCUGGCUAGCAACAACGCUAGAAGGAUUAGCAUCACAACCUCAAGUAACAACCAAGCCCGGCUGCCCCGACAAAUGUGGGAAUGUUGAAAUUCCCUACCCGUUUGGUAUCGGCGAUAGCUGCAACAUUGGCGUGGGAGGCUUCAAUAUCACCUGCAACGACAGUGCUUAUGACCCUCCGAAACCGUUUAAAGGCGGGCUUGAGGUUCUCGACAUAUCAUUAGUCUCCGGGCUAAUGAGGAUUUCAGGCUAUGUAUGUUGGCAGUGUUUCAACGAGACAGGAGGAGUGGUUUCCACCUCCAGGAGACGGCUCAACUUGAACAGUAGUUCGUCAUUCACGUUCUCUGAAACUCAUAACAAAUUCGUGGCCAUCGGUUGUGAUACCCAUGCCUACAUCAUUGGCUCAUUGGGCCGUAACUUCACAAGUGGUUGUAUGUCAUUUUGCAGCGACACUUACAGCAUGAUUGAUGGCGAUUGCUCCGGUAUAGGAUGUUGCCAAACCUCUAUCCCAAAGGCUUUCAAGAGAUACGAGGUGGAUUUUGAUAGCAACACUCAACAUCAAAAUGUCUUGAGUUUCAAUCCGUGCAGCUUCGCCUUUCUGGUGGAUCAAAAUGCCUUCAGCUUCAAAGCAUCAGAUCUGAACAGAUUGAAUAGAAGCCAAACCAUGCCGGUAGUGCUUGACUGGGGCAUUGGAAAUGAAUCAUGUGAGAUUGCACGGAAGGACGCGACCACCUUCGCUUGCGUGAGUGAGCAUAGCACCUGCUAUGACUCCACUAAUGGUGAGGGUUACCGGUGCAAUUGCUCUAAAGGUUACCAAGGAAAUCCUUAUCUCAGUGGAGGGUGCCAAGAUAUCAACGAGUGUGAGGAGAAUCACGAGAAGAAACUUUGUGAACAUAAUUGCAUAAAUUUGCCGGGAAGUUAUUAUUGUUCCUGUCAAAAGGGCUACAAAGUACUCCAGGAUGAUGAAAGAUACUGCACCAAAAAUAAAAGUGUGGUAUUCGCUGUUCUUAUGGGUGUAGGUAUUGGUGUAAGUCUCUUGCUUUUACUUAUUGGUGGUUUUUGGUCGUAUUGGGCAAGGAGGAAAAGAAGGCUCAUCAAACAAAAAGAAAAAUUCUUUCAACAAAAUGGAGGUUUUCUAUUAGAAGAAAAGCGUCAAUCAUUUGCUGAGACAUUCAAAAUUUUUACAAGAGAAGAGUUACAAAUGGCAACCAAUAACUAUGACAAAAGCCAAAUCGUCGGUCAGGGCGGUUUUGGUACAGUUUACAAAGGAAUAUUACGUAACAAUAAGAUGGUUGCUGUUAAAAAGUCCAAAAUAGUGGAUAAGACCCAAAUUGAGCAGUUUAUAAAUGAGGUCCACAUCUUGUCGCAGAUCAGCCACAGAAAUAUUGUUAAGCUCUUGGGUUGCUGUUUAGAAGAAGAAGUUCCAAUCCUGGUGUAUGAAUUUAUUUCCAAUGGAACCCUCUCCGAGCAUAUCCAUGGCGACGGCUUUGCAUCGUCACUUUCCUUAGAAAACCGUCUAAGGAUUGCUACAGAAACUGCAGGGGCACUUUACUAUUUACACUCCAUAGCUUCUGCUCCCAUCUUUCAUAGAGAUGUGAAGUCCGCCAAUGUACUUUUGGAUAAUAAUUUCACAGCGAAAGUGUCUGAUUUUGGAGCUUCAAGAUUGGUUCGGCUGGAUCAAACUCAAGUAACGACAUUGGUGAUGGGGACAUGGGGAUACUUAGAUCCAGAGUAUCAUCAAACAGGCCAAUUAACAGCAAAGAGCGAUGUAUAUGGCUUUGGCAUGAUUCUUUUGGAGCUCUUGACGGGUGAGAGGCCCAUUUCUUCCACUAGAUCUGAAGAAUAUAAAAGCCUUUCCAGGUACUUCCUCUCAUCGAUGAAAGAGAAUCGGCUAUUUGAAAUUUUAGAGGACCGAGUUCGAGAUGAAGGGGGAGAAGAAGAGCUCAUGGCAGUUGCUCAGCUUGCUAAGAGAUGCCUAAAACAUAAGGGGGAAGAACGACCUACAAUGAAGGAAGUGGUAGUGGAGCUGGAGCGGCUAAGGUCCCAUGAACAUCCCUGGGAACCCAACAAUCAUGAAGAGAUUGAGAUCUUGUUAGGUGAAACUUCACAAGGCCAUGCUAGCAAUUCAACAUAUUCAACAUGUGAAUAUAGUGUUGAUAGCCACACGCUAUCAGCAUUAGAGAUCGGACACUAGCGUGCCUUUUUUGUUAAGAAGAUGAGUGUAUUCAUUCCUAUUUGUUUCGAUGGUAAUUCUCUAGCAUAUUAUUUUGUUUCAACAAUUUGGUCAUUUGGCAGUGUGAAAUUCGACACCCAAAACCAACAAAUUCUUACAAAUCCCUCGAAUUCCGCUCUGCCAAACGACCCUUAAAGGGAAUUGAUAUAUUUGUCUGGCUAGAUUGUCUUGAUCAUUCCCACUUUUGUUUCAGGAAUGGAACACUUGUGCUGCUACUCUUCAAUUCCAAAAAUGGAAAAUAAUGUAUGCAAAUCAACUGAUGAGAUUGUAAACAGUGGCUCCCUAUUGUAAUAUGAUAUUUGAAUUUUAAUUAAUGUGAGGAGAUGUGUCUUGGGCA